CACAACAGGAGCCUCCUUAGGAAUAACUAGGCCACCCUCUCCCUAUAAAUGCCGACGGAGAUUGGUCAUUCCUAUUCUGCAGUGUGCUCUGUGUCAGUGUAGAGGAGGAAAAAAUCCCUAAUUUGCAAAAAUGCCACAUCUCAUCGGAUUAAUCCAAGACAUUAUUGCGGUUUUUGAAAAAUAUGCCAAGCAGGACUGCAGCCACUCCAAACUGAACAAACAGGAGCUCAACCUCCUGAUUCAGGAUGAGUUCACAGAUGUCAUAAAGAACCCCAAAGAUCCCAAAACCAUCUCUUCUCUGCUUAAAGUUCUUGACGAGAACAAUGACGGAGAAGUGGACUUCAAUGAAUUCUGUGACCUCUUCGGUAGAGUAGUGAAAUCUUAUUACAAGGUUGUGCAAGGAUCAGAUGCUGCAUGCCAACAAGAUUCAACCGUUAAACAAGGUGAGAAGACAACGCAGGAUUCAGCGAAGGCAAGUGAUGCCCCCCCUAAAUAUUACCAGAGUCCUCUCUACCCCAAGCCUUUUUAUGGCUCUCAAGAUAAGUCUUCAAACCAAGGCCAAAGUGGAAGCAGUGUGGAUCAACGUGGUGGUCAAAAAUUGGGAGAUGCCACCUCUACAUCAGGUACCCCCCAAUCAUGCGGAGAUAAAGAUGUGCCUACAGAGGAUAGCGCAACUCAGACUGACAAGCGCAGGGCGCCAGAUAGUCAACAGGGAAAAGAUCAAACAUCCCAAGUAGGUGCCACCUCCUCCUCCGGUUCCCAGCAGAGCCAACAAGGAACAGAUAAAACAGGUACCACCACCUCAUCCUCCAGUACUCAGCAGAGCCAACAGGGAAAAGAUCAAACAUCCCAAGUAGGUAGCACCUCCUCCUCCGGUUCCCAGCAGAGCCAACAAGUACAAUAUAAAACAGGUGCCACCACCUCAUCCUCCAGUACUCAGCAGAGCCAACAGGGAAAAGAUCAAACAGGUACCACCACCUCAUCCUCCAGUACUCAGCAGAGCCAACAGGGAAAAGAUCAAACAUCCCAAGUAGGUACCACCUCCUCCUCCGGUUCCCAGCAGAGCCAACAAGGAACAUAUAAAACAGGUGCCACCACCUCAUCCUCCAGUACUCAGCAGAGCCAGCAGGGAAAAGAUCAAACAGGUACCGCCACAUCCACCAGUGUCAAUCAGGGCCAACAAGGAACUGAUAAAACAUCUCAAGUAGGUACCACCUGCUCCAGUUCCCAGCAAAGCCCACAGGGAACAUACCAAACAGGUACCACCUCCUCCACCACCAGUACCCAGCAGAGCCAACAAGGAAAAGAUCAAACAUCUCAAGUAGGUACCACCUCCUCUGGUUCCCAGCAGAGCCAACAGGGAAAAUAUCAAACAGGUACCACCUCCACCACCACCAGUACCCAGCAGAGCCAACAAGGAAAAGAUCAAACAUCUCAAGUAGGUACCACCUCCUCUGGUUCCCAGCAGAGCCAACAGGGAAAAUAUCAAGCAGGUACCACCUCCACCACCACCACCACCACCAGUACCCAGCAGAGCCAACAAGGAAAAGAUCAAACAUCUCAAGUAGGUACCACCUCCUCCAGUUCCCAGCAGAGUCAACAGGGAACAUAUCAAACAGGUACCACUACAUCCUCCGGUUCCCAGCAAAGCCCACAGGGAACAUACCAAACAGGUACCACCUCCUCUACCACCAGUACCCAGCAGAGCCAACAAGGAAAAGAUCAAACAUCUCAAGUAGGUACCACCUCCUCUGGUUCCCAGCAGAGCCAACAGGGAACAUAUCAAGCAGGUACCACCACAUCUUGCAGUACCCAGAAGAGUCAGCAAGGAACAGAUAAAACAUCUCAAGUAGGUACCACCUCCUCUGGUUCCCAGCAGAGCCAGCAGGGAACAUUACGAGCAGGUACCACCACAUCUUCCAGUAUCCAGAAGAGCCAACAAGGAACAGAUAAAACAUCUCAAGUAGGUACCACCUCCUCCGGUUCCCAGCCAAGCCAACAGGGAACAUGUCAAAUAUCUCAAGCAGGUGGCACCACGACUUCCACUGGUUCCCAGUCUCGGUAUUACCAACAAGAUAAAAAUCUGAUUACUCAGUCUGACUCCUCUAAUACUUCCCAGUCCCAAAACCAACAAGACACCUCCACCACCACUGCUCAGUCUAAACAGGAUCAAGACAAAACAGCUAAAGUAAGUAUCACCUAUCAGUCCCAAAACCAAACAUCCAAAGCAGACCAGACAUCUGCACAAGAUAGCGCUGGACUAGCCCGACAGGAACCCCAGAAGUUCUACCAAAAAGCCGUAUACAUACCUCCCCCAACUCUGGGCCAAGGAGCUCAGCCCCCACAACAGCCACCUUCUUACUCCGAAGUCCAACAAGACUCAGCCAUUAGCCAACAACAACCACCACAGGAGUACCAAAAAAACCAACAAGCCCCACAGGAGUACCAACAAACCCAACAAGCCCCACAGGAGUACCAACAAACCCAACAACCCCCACAACAGUACCAACAAACCCAACAAACCCAACAACCCCAGUUUUAUCAGUCCCACAAGAAAAACAUGUAAGACGAAGUUCCUCUCAACUGUCGAUACAUCAACUAUGCUCUCUUGCCUAAAAUCAAUAUUCUCUACAAGGGUGUCCAUCGAGAGGAGGUCGCAUCAAGAAGGGUGAAUGAUAGAAAAUGUAGAUGCAGGUAAAUCCGGGACCUACAGGAAAACGUUCUCUUCGACUUGCUUGACUUACCUUAAUUCUUACAUGAUUUCAUCGGAACAAUUAUAAUGGUCGACCAAACUCAUAAUAUUAAUUUUGUGUUGAUGAUUCCGAUACUUUUUCCUGGUUUGUGGUAGCUUACAGCCUACAGAAUCGUUGGGUUAAUAAUAAUUUGCAUCUGAAGUCUUCCUCCACCAUGAUGUGACCUGUUACUCUUAUAUGUGAGUCUCAAGUCCUUUCUUUGUUCUUUGCAAACUGAAUUGAUUUACUACAGUAUUGUAAUAAACAGU
Molecule: messenger RNA, 3001 nt
Organism: Rana temporaria (common frog)
Lineage: Eukaryota; Metazoa; Chordata; Amphibia; Anura; Ranidae
Product: serine-rich adhesin for platelets-like
Exons: 3
Coding region: 131-2566 (811 amino acids)
Biological process (GO): cellular response to cytokine stimulus; positive regulation of cell cycle G1/S phase transition; regulation of phosphatidylinositol 3-kinase/protein kinase B signal transduction
Cellular component (GO): cytoplasm
Molecular function (GO): calcium ion binding; transition metal ion binding
Source: RefSeq, a predicted model, not a curated record